Molecule: messenger RNA, 429 nt
Organism: Neoarius graeffei (lesser salmon catfish)
Lineage: Eukaryota; Metazoa; Chordata; Actinopteri; Siluriformes; Ariidae
Gene: gall
Product: galanin-like
Exons: 6
Coding region: 70-429 (119 amino acids)
Cellular component (GO): extracellular region
Molecular function (GO): hormone activity
Source: RefSeq, a predicted model, not a curated record
ACUUGUCUUGCAUCAAGGAUUUUCACUGUGACAUUUUCACUGACUGGAAGUAGAGCUCUCUUUUAAAAGAUGCAGAUGAGCUGUAUGCUGUUUUGUGUCUCUUUGUGUGUCCUGUCUUCUCAACUGUCAAGGACCCACGGGAUGGCUCUUGGGGGUCUAGAGAAAAGAGGAUGGACACUGAAUAGUGCUGGAUAUCUACUUGGACCUUAUGCACACAGGACUCUUACUGUACGACAUGGAACCAUUGUGGGCAAGAGGGACAGCAUGGAUGACUCUAUCCUACUAAUGCAUCAGCCUUCAUAUAGAACCGUUACAGAUGAAUCAUAUUUACAUGCACUCUUGGAAUUUUUCAUGGAUCUAGGCAUGAAAGACGAUGAAAGCACUGAAGACACGAUCAGCUCUACAUUUACUGAUAACAUGACACGAUAG